AUGAUGUCAACGGAGGAAGCAUUGAAUUGUCUGAAACAGUCGAGCACGGUGACAGGAGACUCCGUGUUCACUCAUCUGUCCGAGCUACUGCGCCACAUUUUGGCAUCCAGGCCGAACAACGCCGUCGACGUACUCGAGACGAGCUUCCUCCUCAAAGCGACUCGGUACAUUUCGAAGGAGAGCUCGGGCUUUCUUCGCGAGGGGAGGGAUCCUAAAGAUGUGCAGGCAGUGGCCUCGUUUCUGGACCUGUUCAGCACGAAAGAAGUGGUCGAAGCGCCGGACGACCCGAAGACCAAAGACAAGAAGCCGAAGCCGGAUGCCGAGGGCUCCGAGGACACCGAGACGGUCGACACCGAGACCGAGACCGAGGAAACCGAGGCCGAGCCCACGAACGAAUUCGAGGCCGAAAACCUGCUCGCGGACAGCGUGUUCAUGGACGCCGUGGGCAUCGGGCUGGGCCGCAUCGAGACGCACAUGAUCAUGCUCGCGCUCAAGAAGCUCGGCGACGAUCCUGCGCUCGGCAUCACGACAUUGCGCUUCUUCGGGAAGAUCUUCGGCACGCGGCGCAAUUACUUCGUGUUCGAGAGCAAGGUCGGGGGCGAGGGCGAGGGUGGGCAGGAGGGAGACGAGGCCGAGGGCACGGAGGAGGGCGGGGAGUCGGAGGAGGGCGGGGCGGGCGCGGGCGCCAAGGCCGUUAAGGAGGAGCCGCUAACGUUCCCGCCCAACGUGAAGGACGACGUGCCGGUGGAGGAGGGCGCGGGGCCCAACGCCAACGUCUACUGGGUGUGCAACCGGCUGGACGAGAAGUGCGUGCGGCUGCCGGCGGUCACGCCGCUGCAGAUCUCGACGGCGCGCAAGAUCAAGAAGUUCCUCACCGGCGAUCUGGAGGCCGAGGUUACGGCGGUGCCGCCGUUUCCCGGCGUGGAGAAGAACUUCCUGCGGGCGCAGAUCGCGCGGAUCAGCGCCGGCACGCAGCUGGCGCCGGAGGGGUUCUUCUCGGCUUCCGGCGGGGGAGAGGACGAUCAGUCCGGCGCGGAGCUGACGGCGAACGAGGAGUGGGCUCGGCCGGCGGACGCGGAGCUCGGGGCGCUGACCGCCUGGGUGCACCGGCAGCUGUACAUCCGGCGGACGGGGAGGUGCGCGGACUACGAGAAGCCCGAGCCGGAGGAAGGCCAGGAGGAGUCGGAGAGCGCCGGCGAGACGGAGACGGAGACGGAGGCGACGGACGACGGCGAGGGGACGGAGGGUGGGGACGACGGCGCGGCGACGGAGGACGGCGAGAAAUCGUCGCCCGAAGAGCCCGAGGAGAUUCCGGAACCGCUGCGGACGGUGGAUGCCGACGCCGACGUGGCGGACGGCGUAAAGCCCUGGUCCGUCAGCUUCAGCUCGAGCAUCGCCGGGUUCAAGAACCAGGUCGUGUGCCUGCGGUCGCUGGUCUGGCCCGGCGCCUUCGCGCUGGCCACGCCGUCCAAGUUCAACAACAUCUAUGUCGGCUUCGCCGUCAAGAACUCGGACUACGUGCCGCCCGUGCCGCCGGCCAUGCAGAAGGAGAGCCGGGGCGAGUUCGUCGAGAGCUCCGAGCUUCCGCCGGAGCCCGAGAAAGAGGCGCCCGAGGGCACCGACGGCGAGGGCACGGAGGGCGAAACCACCGAAGGCGAGGAAACCGAAGAAGAGUGA
This is a messenger RNA of Marchantia polymorpha subsp. ruderalis, 1677 nucleotides long. Lineage: Eukaryota; Viridiplantae; Streptophyta; Marchantiopsida; Marchantiales; Marchantiaceae. The record is from the annotation of a GenBank genome assembly.